Arabis nemorensis is the source of this 1488-nucleotide messenger RNA. The record is from the annotation of a GenBank genome assembly. NCBI's taxonomy places the organism in Eukaryota, Viridiplantae, Streptophyta, Magnoliopsida, Brassicales, Brassicaceae.
AUGACUUCAGCUUCUCCUCGAGCUUCUUCUUCUUCAAAGACUGUGUUUCCUCGGAAAGUUUCUUCAAUUGCAUUUGCUAUUGGUGGAUUGGCUUCUUUCGUCAUCUUCGCUUCUCUCCUUCUUUUCACGCAUCCCAUUGGUUCCUCCGUUACUGGCUAUUUCUACGGAUACGAGACCACUCAACAUGUCGUCCAGUUUCACCAUAGCACCGACCUUGACUCUUCUCAUCAAAACCCAUCUCCUGAUUCUACCUCUGACUCACCGCCAUUGACACAAGAUAGUCAGGAUAAACUGCUUCCGAUCUCUUCCCAGGAUUCGACCGAUGUUAGAUUAGGUGAAGAAACAAACUCAGGAAGGUCCUCAAAUGUUUCCAUGGAUGAAGAAGCUACACGAGAUUCAAUUGAAACAGAAUGUGAUCUGUAUCAUGGUAGCUGGGUUUAUGAUCCAAGAGGACCGUUGUACACGAACAACUCUUGCCCUCUUCUGACACAGAUGCAAAACUGCCAGGGGAAUGGAAGACCUGAUAAGGGCUAUGAGAACUGGAGAUGGAAACCGUCUCAGUGUGACCUUCCACGGUUUGAUGCCAAGAAGUUUCUCGAGCUAAUGAGAGGCAAGACAUUAGCUUUUAUAGGUGAUUCAGUAGCUCGUAAUCAGAUGGAGUCCAUGAUGUGCCUUCUUUGGCAGGUAGAAACUCCGGUCAACCGUGGGAACCGAAAGAUGCAGAGAUGGCAUUUCAGGUCAUCAUCGGUAAUGAUAGCCCGGAUGUGGUCAUCUUGGCUCGUCCAUCAGUUCAACGAACCAUUUGGUUUUGCGCCAGAAGGUGUAACCAAACUCAAGCUCGACCAACCCGACGAGCGCAUAAUGGAAGCUCUUCCGAAUUUUGACGUGGUUGUACUUUCAUCGGGUCACUGGUUCGCAAAACAAUCUGUCUACAUUUUAAAUGACGAGAUCGUUGGAGGCCAGUUAUGGUGGCCGGACAAAUCAAAACCCGCAAAGGUCAACAACGUCGAAGCAUUUGGGAUCUCUGUAGAAACAAUCAUGAGGGCAAUGGCUAAACACCCGAACUACACGGGUCUGACCAUAUUGCGGACUUGGUCGCCUGAUCAUUAUGAAGGCGGUGCAUGGAACACUGGUGGAUCGUGUACAGGUAAAGUAGAACCGCUCUCUCCCGGGAAGUUAGUUAAAAACGGUUUCACAGAGAUAAUGCACGAGAAGCAAGCAACGGGUUUUCACCGAGCUGUGGCGGAUGAUGGACUCGGCAAUAGAUCGAAGAAGCUGAAGCUAAUGGAUAUCACUGAGGCUUUCGGAUAUCGCCAUGACGGUCAUCCUGGUCCGUACAGGAGUCCCGACCCGAAAAAAAUCACGAAACGUGGACCGGAUGGUCAGCCUCCGCCACAAGACUGCUUGCACUGGUGCAUGCCGGGGCCGGUGGACACGUGGAACGAGAUGGUGCUGGAGAUUAUAAGGAGAGAUUUGGAAGGUAGAUGA